GGCGGCGAUUGGCCGGCUGCGGCGCCCGCUCCCAGAAUGCAGCGCAUGGCGCGUCAUUGAAGAGAGACCAUGAUGGCGGCGGCGCUGGGGCCCCCAGAAGUGAUCGCUCAGCUGGAGAACGCGGCCAAAGUUCUUAUGGCACCACCUUCCAUGGUCAAUAAUGAGCAACGCCAGCAUGCAGAGCACAUAUUCUUAUCAUUUAGGAAAUCAAAAUCACCAUUUGCAGUUUGUAAGCAUAUUUUGGAAACUAGUAAAGUGGACUAUGUCCUUUUUCAAGCUGCCACAGCCAUAAUGGAAGCAGUUGUCCGAGAGUGGAUUCUCUUGGAAAAAGGUAGCAUUGAGUCACUGAGAACAUUCCUUUUAACCUACGUCUUACAAAGGCCUAACCUCCAAAAGUAUGUUCGGGAACAGAUUCUUCUAGCAGUAGCAGUAAUUGUAAAGAGAGGAUCAUUAGAUAAAUCAAUUGACUGCAAAAGCAUUUUUCAUGAAGUCAGCCAGUUGAUCAGUAGUGGUAAUCCCACUGUGCAAACUCUGGCCUGUUCUAUUCUAACUGCACUAUUGAGUGAAUUUUCAAGUUCAAGUAAAACUAGCAACAUUGGAUUGAGUAUGGAAUUCCAUGGUAACUGCAAAAGAGUUUUCCAGGAAGAAGACCUUCGCCAGAUCUUCAUGUUAACUGUUGAAGUGCUGCAGGAGUUUAGCAGGCGGGAAAACCUGAAUGCUCAGAUGUCUUCAGUAUUUCAGCGGUACCUUGCACUCGCCAAUCAAGUCUUGAGCUGGAAUUUUCUUCCUCCAAAUUUGGGCAGACAUUAUAUAGCUAUGUUUGAAUCCUCACAAAAUGUGCUAUUGAAGCCAACAGAGUCCUGGCGGGAGACUCUCCUGGACAGCAGAGUUAUGGAGCUUUUCUUCACAGUACAUCGAAAAAUCAGAGAAGAUUCAGAUAUGGCACAAGAUUCUCUACAGUGCCUUGCCCAGUUAGCUUCUCUGCAUGGACCCAUCUUCCCUGAUGAAGGAUCACAAGUUGAUUAUCUAGCACAUUUCAUUGAGGGAUUACUGAAUACUAUCAAUGGAAUUGAAAUAGAAGAUUCUGAAGCUGUGGGAAUCUCCAGCAUUAUAAGCAACUUGAUAACUGUGUUCCCUCGAAAUGUUUUAACUGCCAUUCCAAAUGAACUUUUCUCCUCCUUUGUUAACUGCCUCACACACCUCACUUGUUCUUUUGGGCGAAGUGCAGCAUUGGAAGAAGUGCUUGAUAAAGAUGACAUGGUGUACAUGGAAGCCUAUGAUAAAUUGCUGGAGUCCUGGCUAACUUUGGUCCAAGAUGACAAACAUUUCCAUAAAGGCUUUUUUACCCAACAUGCAGUUCAAGUUUUCAAUUCCUAUAUUCAGUGCCACUUAGCUGCUCCAGAUGGCACAAGGAAUUUGACUGCCAAUGGUGUGGCUUCUCGGGAGGAAGAAGAAAUAAGUGAACUUCAAGAGGAUGAUCGAGACCAGUUUUCUGAUCAACUAGCCAGUGUAGGAAUGCUAGGAAGAAUUGCUGCAGAACACUGUAUACCUCUUCUGACAAGUUUAUUAGAAGAAAGAGUAACAAGGCUCCAUGGUCAGUUACAGCGACAUCAGCAACAAUUGCUUGCUUCACCUGGUUCAAGCACUAUUGACAACAAAAUGCUUGAUGAUCUCUAUGAAGAUAUUCACUGGCUUAUUUUAGUUACAGGCUACCUCUUAGCUGAUGAUACUCAGGGAGAGACUCCGCUAAUACCUCCAGAAAUAAUGGAAUAUUCCAUUAAGCAUUCAUCUGAAGUUGACAUUAAUACAACACUUCAAAUUUUGGGAUCUCCAGGAGAAAAGGCUUCUUCCAUCCCAGGGUACAACAGAACAGAUUCUGUGAUUAGGCUAUUAUCUGCUAUUCUAAGAGUUUCAGAAGUUGAAUCUCGUGCAAUAAGAGCAGAUCUCACACAUCUACUAAGCCCCCAAAUGGGCAAAGAUAUUGUUUGGUUUCUAAAACGCUGGGCAAAGACUUACCUCCUGGUGGAUGAAAAACUAUAUGAUCAGAUAAGUCUGCCAUUUAGUACAGCAUUUGGAGCAGAUACAGAGGGUUCUCAGUGGAUUAUUGGCUACCUCUUACAAAAAGUCAUCAGUAACCUCUCAGUCUGGAGUAGUGAGCAGGACCUGGCAAAUGACACUGUACAGCUCCUUGUCACGUUGGUGGAAAGAAGAGAAAGGGCAAACUUAGUAAUUCAGUGUGAAAACUGGUGGAACUUAGCUAAGCAGUUUGCAAGCCGAAGCCCACCUCUUAAUUUCUUGUCAAGUCCUGUGCAGAGGACACUGAUGAAGGCUCUAGUCUUAGGAGGUUUUGCACAUAUGGACACAGAAACCAAACAACAGUAUUGGACAGAGGUCCUUCAGCCACUUCAGCAGCGAUUCUUAAGAGUAAUAAACCAAGAAAACUUUCAGCAGAUGUGUCAGCAAGAAGAAGUCAAGCAGGAAAUCACUGCCACACUGGAGGCUCUGUGUGGCAUUGCUGAGGCUACCCAGAUUGACAAUGUAGCAAUCCUUUUCAAUUUUUUAAUGGACUUCCUUACCAAUUGCAUUGGGUUGAUGGAAGUUUACAAGAACACACCAGAGACUGUCAAUCUCAUUAUAGAAGUUUUUGUUGAAGUUGCACAUAAACAGAUAUGUUAUCUUGGAGAGUCCAAAGCUAUGAAUUUAUAUGAAGCCUGCCUUACUUUGUUGCAAGUAUAUUCUAAGAAUAAUUUAGGGCGGCAAAGAAUAGAUGUUACAGCAGAAGAAGAGCAAUACCAAGACCUACUUCUCAUUAUGGAACUUCUUACUAAUCUUCUAUCAAAAGAAUUCAUAGAUUUCAGUGAUACAGAUGAAGUGUUUAGAGGACAUGAGCCGGGUCAGACGGCAAACAGACCUGUCUCAGCAGCAGAUGUUGUUUUGUAUGGAGUAAAUCUCAUUCUGCCCUUGAUGUCACAAGAUCUUUUGAAGUUUCCAACUCUUUGUAAUCAGUACUACAAAUUAAUCACAUUUAUCUGUGAGAUUUUUCCUGAAAAAAUACCGCAGCUUCCUGAGGAUCUGUUCAAAAGUCUGAUGUACUCCCUAGAAUUAGGAAUGACCUCAAUGAGUUCGGAAGUGUGCCAGCUUUGCCUGGAGGCCUUGACACCGUUAGCUGAACAAUGUGCAAAAGCACAAGAAACAGAUUCACCACUUUUUGUAGCAACACGGCACUUUCUAAAGCUGGUUUUUGAUAUGCUGGUUUUACAAAAGCACAACACAGAGAUGACCACUGCGGCCGGCGAAGCUUUCUACACGUUGGUGUGUUUGCACCAGGCUGAAUAUUCUGAACUGGUCGAAACAUUACUAUCAAGUCAACAAGACCCAGUUAUUUACCAGAGAUUAGCAGAUGCCUUCAACAAGCUCACUGCAAGCAGCACUCCUCCUACGCUGGAUCGGAAGCAGAAGAUGGCCUUCCUAAAGAGUUUAGAAGAAUUUAUGGCAAAUGUUGGUGGUCUUCUUUGUGUAAAAUAAACAACAAAACUUUAUGUUUAAUUUAGAUCCUUUCUGCAAAGUGCACUGAAUUGCUGAAAGUUGACUUGAGUCUUGUCCUCCUCUUCAGUUCAUUUGGCCAUUUUGGAUUUUGGAGAGCCUGAAACUUUGAUAUGUAAUACAGUGAAACAGGAGAGGUCAACUUUGAGUCAGUUUUUGCUGUUAGGUGUUAGCCACAGUCUGUCAUAUAUGUGUCUCCUAGAUUUUUAAUGGCGAUUUCAAAUUUUCAACAUGAAAUUCCAUAUAUGUGCAAACAGAUAUGGGCACCAUGAAAUACAUAUUCAGUGCCUUUCCCCCUUUUAUCAAAACAUAGGUGGCUAGCCAAAGUUUAGAAUUUUUAGGUGGAUGGAUGUAUGCUGGGCAAUGUUUCUCGAAAUGUCCAUAGAUCACCUGUGUCAUGUGAGGAGCUGUGAAAAGGUAAAUUCCUAGGCUCAACUGUAAACCUUCAGAAUCAAAAUUUCUCAUUUACCCUGGAGUCUUCAUUUAAUAAGCUGCUCCCUUCCUUCACCCCAAAAGUUUUAAAUCAAUGUAAGAGAAACAUCAAAAAUUCUUAAAGAGGUUCUGAGCUUUCUACCUUUUCCUCUCAUUGAUGAUUAGGUUUGUAAGUCAGCAGGAAGAAACGACGUCACCAGGGGUUUGCUGGCUUUUUCUUAGUUUCAUCUCCCCGUGUCCCCUUCCCCCACCCCCCCCAACCAACCCAGUGUUGCAGGUUUUGUGUAAUACAGGUUUCUAAUCAUACGCUGAUGCCUGAACUUGAGGAGGAAAAUAAUGUGUAUAUUUUUGUUCCAUAAAAAUAACUUAAGGAACUGUAGCCAUUUCAUUGCCUUAAUUUUAAGAGGAAAAUACAAAAAAGGAGCAGAUUUAUUUUAGUGAGAAAUCAAAUCUUGAUGCUUCAGAGUUGGUUUAAGGUGUUAGCUGCUAUAAGCCUGUUGCCCUUUUGAUCAAGUAUUUAUGUAGGUUUAAGAGUGGAAUGAAAGGCUCAUUCCUAGGUUGUCUAACUUUUUAAGUGUGUUUCUACCCAGCCACAUAGACCAUAUCUAUUCUGAAUGGCUUACUUAAGCAAUAACAGUUUUAAAGGAUGUGAAUUACUGAUUCACACAGACUAUUGCACGUUGGGGCAUUAGGGGCAAUAAUUAUGCUAGAGUGGAUGUCAUCUUUAUGUCAUGGGAGCUACAUGAAUUUAAUUUGAGAUUAAAAAAUUCACUUUAGGGUCCUCUAGUUUGAUCUUUCUAAUCAGGAUUUUUAUACUGCUGCCAUGGUCCCUUAAUUCUGUGUGCCAGCUUAAAUAAUAGAAAUGAAAGCUAACUUAAUAAACUGCAGGCAUAUGAAACUCUGCCCACUGCAAUACCAGACUCACACCAACACAGUGGCAGGUGAGGGCUCUGGCACAGGUGCACUCUGAAAUUGCUUAACGUGUUCUGCUACACCAUCCUGCAAAUACAGUUUUUAAACCUGAAUUGCAUAUAGCAUAUACAUCUUUACAUGUAAUGCAAAACUUUGUACAACUCUGUGCUAUUAACUUAUAGUUAACAAAACUGGAGCAUCUACAUUACAUCCAACCUGUGCAUGUGAUGAUAGGUAUGGGUGAAUGUAGGGCCUAGGGUCAUAACUUUUUAAGGAACAUUUAUCUUAAUUUGACCACCAUUGAGUAACAUGGGGGAGCAAAAUAUGUCUUUAAAGAUUGCUAGGAAGAAAACUAAUAUCACUCUUUAUGAAAUACAUGUUUUCGUAUUUUAAAAAAUACUUUGAUGCAUGUAUUUUUAGAUUUUUUUUUUCCUUAAUGAACUUGAAGUGGUAUGCAGCAUUAAUAGAUUUGUUUUAAAUUGUUGUUGGUGUUUUGUUUUUCGUGUCUCCUAAGCUUUCUCAGUAGUUUUGAGUUAUGUGUAUCCGUGUGUGUGUGUGUGUGUGUGUGUGUGUUAAGUAUAGCCUUUAUCACAGGCACUGAAACACAUAUCUGACUGGACAGCUCCACUGGCCAUGAUAACACCAUAAUCAAGUUAUUAUUAAAAAGAAAGGUAACAGGAACGUAAUGCCUUGGUAAGUAAAAAGGCAUCUAUCUGUAUUUAGUAAUUUUUCCCCAGAUGGAAACAUACUUGCUAAAUUUGCCCAGAUAUUAUUAUGAGCCUGCAAUUUUGUUAGAACAGGUUUUUUUUUUUGUUUGUUUGUUUUUCAGGCAGAGUCUCAGUCACCCUUGGUAGGGUACCGAGUGCUCUGGCAUCAUAGCUCACAGCAAACUCAAACCCUUGGGCUCCAGCGAUUCUCUUGCCUUAGCCUCCCGAGUAGCUGGGACUAUAGGAACCCGCCACAGCACCCAGCUAUUUUUUUUUUUUUUUUGGCCGGGGCUGUGUUUUAACCCGCCACGUCUGGCAUAUGGGACUGGCGCCCUACUCCUUGAGCCACAGGCGCCGCCCGCACCCAGCUAUUUUAAAGUUGGGGUCUCAGACUUGCUCAGGCUGGUCUUGAACCCAUGAGCUCAGGCAAUCCACCCGUCUCAGCUUCCCGGAGUGCUAGGAUUACAAGCGUGAGCCACCACACCCAGCUCUGUUAGACCAGUUUUAUUUAUUUAUUUAUUUUUGAGACAGAAUCUCAAGCUGUCACCCUGGGUAGAGUGCUGUGGCAUCACAGCUCACAACAAGCUCCAACUCUGGGGCUUAAGCAAUUCUCUUGCCUCAGCCUCCCAAGUAGCUGGGAUUAUAGGUGCCUGCCACAGUGCCCGGCUAUUUUUUGGUUGUAGUUAUCAUUGUUGUUUGGCAAGCCUGGGCUGGAUUCGAACCCACCAGCUCCAGUGUAUGUGGCUGGCGCCUUAGCUGCUUGAGCUACAGGAACUGAGCCAACCAGUUUUAAUUAAAACAAAAUUUAUUUCAGAUUGGACCAAAUAAUAUUUAACAGAUCACCAGAAUGACUACCAUUUUUUUAGGUAAUGGGGAUGCCACUUAAUUGCAGUCUCUUCAGGGUAUUCGUGUGUGCUUUUCCCUCAUUAUUUGUUUAGGUUGGGUCUUUUAUUUUGUCCAAUUUUGUCUUUAGCUAUGUUUAUUAGCUUUUUAGACUUGUUUCAUUUUAAUGCUCUUGGUCAAGUGAGUAUCAAGAACACUGUCUUAAUUCUAGUGAACUGAUUUUUCCCCUAUUAAGACUUCUCGUUGUCAAAUGAUUUUUAAAAACCAAAACAUUAUUUGUGCCCUUUUUUAUAUAUGUUAAGGAACACUGUCGAAUUUUGAUUUUUAGAUUUUUGUGUUUACAUAAUUUCUGUUGUUCACAUAGUAUUCUUUAACUUCUAUUUUCCAUACUUCCAUUGUUCAGUUUAUUUCUUUUUUUUUUUAUAGUCUUUGACCCUUUUGUUUCUCAAAACACAAGCUCUAAAGACUUUUUACUUUUACAAUUUGAAUUAUUGUUAACAGCACUGGUAUUCUUGUCUCUCUGUUAAAAGGGUUGGUUUGCUUUUAUGAUUCUUAUGCUGGAUGAGUGGCUGGCUGCAUAAGUAGCAAAACUCUUUGCCAAUAUUUGACAGUGUCCUUUCCAACACAGUUAUAUGGGUCUUUCUGCCUGAGUCUCUUAAUCCUUUGGGGGCAGUGGCAUGUUAGUUUUCAUCUAGUGUAAAGUGUGAUGUUCUGUACAAACUUCACAAUUUUUUCAAACUGAUUUUAAGAAUUCAGCCUUAUUUCUUUGUAAACCAUAUAUCUAAUUAUAUUACAUUACUCUUUUCAGAUUAGAUGGUUACUACUUCCCCCUACCCCCAGUUUUCAUUUCACCAUCAAGUAUCUCUGUAAUUUCCCCCAUUAGCAUUGUCUAACACUUCUCUUACUGUCUUUGGAUUUCCUCUUUUACCAAAAAUGUCAUCUUUAUAAGUCUAAUAUCACCAUUUCUGUUAAUACUUCUAUGAACCCCCCAAGUAUUGAAGGGAGCUAGUUUUCAGUUUUGAGGAGUUCAGGUUGGAGUCUCCAGUAUUUAGUGUCAGUUGAACCCUGGAAAAUACUAUUUUUCUUUGUUACAAUACUGUCUGUUUGCUGCCUCUGUUGUUAGAGGUGGUUGUCAUUAGACCUUACUGAGUUAGCUGUCUCUGACGGGUAAUUGUUUGGUUCAAUUAUUCAGUUGAAUUCAAUUAUUGGUUCCUGAAUAAAAUAAGUCAGAAGGAACCUCAGUACUUCUUGGGGUUUGUUUGUUUUUUAAACCAGAGAGUAAGGAACUUAUUUGAAUAUGAAGUUUAACAUUAUAAUUUUCUGUAAAUUUUUCUACGAAACAUAGUUGAUUUGAGGAUAUAAUAAUGCUUUAAAUUAUUUUUAAAUGUAAGUGGAUAUUCUCUGACUUGGUAACUGUGUUCUGAAAAUACUGCAUUUAAGAAUUCUUUAAAAAUUGAUGUUCUAAAAUUUAACAAUGUCCAAAUUAGGCAUAUUGCUGAACUCGAUUUGAAGUGCCAUGGUUCAAGUUGAACAUUAGACAUGUUUUAAUUUAGAUGUACGAAAUGUGAUUGAUUAUAAUGAGAAACCCAUGACAUAGUUAGCCAAAGAAUAUAUUUGGUUUAGGUAAAGUUACAAACUUAAUGAGCAUUCAUUUUAUUUUAAACAGAAUGAAUGAAGAAACUGAUUUCUUGUAUCUUGCACUCUACGUGGAAGUUUUUGCAAAGAUGAGAAUGCUCUAAGCUAGGUGAUUCCCUCCUAGGAAUUGGGAGGAGUGGCCUGCCCAUUAUACCCUUGAGGUUGUACCACCAAACCAACCAUCUUGACCCCACUCCCCAUCCCCUGAUGUGGUUUGCGCUUCACCUAUUCCCAGGUCUUUCCAGCAAUGGGGAGGUUUUGUUUUCUUGUCAGUCUGCAUUUUUAGUCCUCUUAGCUAUUAGGAGCUGUUGGAUAUGUACUAAUUUGCCUAGCCUGAGAUUAAAUACCACAUCUGCACUGUGUACCUGCUGGGGAUCUGACCUCAAGUGUGUUCUGAGCCCAGGCUUCCUAGUGUGGUAUCUUUUACCACAUAAAAUUAUGACAAAUUGCAAAUACUGGUAUCAUGAUUUGGUUCUGUACACAAAGAAAGAAGCUCUAUGCAGUGAGUUGAUGGUUUAAUGGUCACAAAAUGUUAGCACUGCUACCACUCAGCACGUGUAAAAUUUUUUAAAUUUAUAAAUAUUAAAAUUUUAAACUUAC
Messenger RNA from Nycticebus coucang (slow loris), 8672 nucleotides. RefSeq names its product exportin 4 (gene XPO4). Gene Ontology annotation, cellular component: nuclear pore; cytoplasm. Gene Ontology annotation, molecular function: nuclear export signal receptor activity. NCBI's taxonomy places the organism in Eukaryota, Metazoa, Chordata, Mammalia, Primates, Lorisidae. The transcript has 23 exons. The coding region runs from base 70 to 3525 and encodes 1151 amino acids. Gene Ontology annotation, biological process: protein export from nucleus. The record is from RefSeq and is a predicted model, not a curated record.